This is a messenger RNA of Tuber aestivum (summer truffle), 1125 nucleotides long. The record is from the annotation of a GenBank genome assembly. NCBI's taxonomy places the organism in Eukaryota, Fungi, Ascomycota, Pezizomycetes, Pezizales, Tuberaceae.
AUGUUGGCAGGUGCCCUAUCCUUCCACUGCACCGCUACCCCUCCCUCCCCCAGCUAACGAAACCAGGACCAGUACAUUGCGUGAGCUAUAGCUCCGGUAUCGGACAAUACGUACCUGCUCCACUAGCCCCCUCCCCCACCUCCGAUCCACAAUCACGGUUCACUAACCAGGCACGCAGAUACUAACCGGCGGCUCGGACCGGAAAAGUGAUCCCCCUCCUCCCCCUCCUCCCUCCUCACCCCAGCUAACCUCCGCCUCCUCCCCUCUCCAGUCACCCUCACAAACCCCACGACUGCCACCCCCCUUCAAUCCUACACCUCACACGGCUAUGAAGUCCUCUCCCUCAGCAUCUCCCCGGACAACUGUACCUUCGCCUCUGCCGGCGGUGACAAACUCGUCUUCCACUGGGAUGUUGCGACGGCAAAGACCCUCCGACGCUUCGAAGGUCACUUCUCGCGCAUAAACGCCGUAACCCACAAUGACGACGCGAGCGUGCUGAUAUCCGGUUCGUACGAUGCCACGGUCCGGCUAUGGGACCUGAAGUCGCAGUCGCGGAAGGCGGUACAGGUUCUCGAGGAUGCCAAGGAUAGCGUUACGAGCGUGUGCGCAAAGGGCUGUGAGGUUUUGGUGGGCAGUGUGGACGGCAGGGUUAGGAACUACGACAUCCGUAUGGGGAGGUGCUUUGUGGAUUUGAUUGGCUGGCCGGUCACUUGUGUCGCUAUUACAGGUGACGGGAAUGCCAUGCUUGUAGGUGCGCUUGAUGGUGGGAUUCGGUUGAUGGACAAGAUUAAUGGGGGGAUGCUGCAGUGCUAUCGCGGACAUGUUAAUGGGGAUUUUAGGGUUAGGAGCUGUUUUGGUGAGGGGGAGAAGUCCGUGAUCACCGGGAGUGAGGAUGGGUGGAUCUGGGUCUACGAUUUGCUGGAGGGGAAAGUGGUGGAGAAGCUGAAGGGGCAUGGGGGGAAGGUCGUGACUUGCGUCGCUUAUAAUCCCGGAGGGAGAAAGCAGAUGGUUAGCAGCGGGACUGACGGUAAGAAUUUGCCUCCUGGAGAUAUAUACACACAUACAUAUUCUUUCGCGGGGCUAAUUGGGGGUAUUGCAGGGACCGUCAUCGUCUGGGGGGAGUGA